This is a messenger RNA of Polyodon spathula (Mississippi paddlefish), 1311 nucleotides long. RefSeq names its product vasopressin V1b receptor-like. Gene Ontology annotation, biological process: G protein-coupled receptor signaling pathway; positive regulation of vasoconstriction; regulation of systemic arterial blood pressure by vasopressin. The transcript is spliced from 2 exons. Bases 1 to 1311 code for a protein of 436 amino acids. Gene Ontology annotation, molecular function: peptide binding; vasopressin receptor activity. The record is from RefSeq and is a predicted model, not a curated record. Lineage: Eukaryota; Metazoa; Chordata; Actinopteri; Acipenseriformes; Polyodontidae. Gene Ontology annotation, cellular component: membrane.
AUGACGGAACUAUCACAGAAUGGGGGAAACGUCACCAUCUGGAAUGCAACUGGAGAGUCGCUGCUGUGGAACUCGACGAUGAGCGGCAAGGCUUUCAACCACAGCUCUGUUGCACACUCGCACUACUCCACUCCUGAGAACAUCACCUCCCUGCUGACCAGAGAUGAAGACCUGGCGAAAGUGGAGAUAGGAGUACUGGCCGCUAUCUUAGCUGUGGCUACCACGGGCAACUUGGGGGUGGUUAUAGCCAUGUACAGGAUGAGACAGAAAAUGACAAGGAUGCACCUUUUCAUCCUGCAUCUUGGGCUCACAGACCUGGUGGUGGCCCUCUUCCAGGUGUUGCCCCAGAUGAUAUGGGAGGUGACCUACAGGUUUCACGGCACCGACUUCAUGUGCAGGUCGGUCAAGUAUUUCCAAGUCCUGAGCAUGUUCGCCUCCACUUACAUGCUCAUCAUGAUGACUCUGGAUCGCUACAUUGCAGUGUGCCACCCUCUCAAGACCAUCCAGCAGCCUAGCAAGCAGGCUUACCUGAUGAUCAGCAGCACCUGGGUCAUCAGCUCCAUGCUGAGCAUCCCUCAGGUCUUCAUUUUCUCCCUCAAGGAAGUGGACCAGGGAUCAGGGGUCUAUGACUGCUGGGCGGACUUCAAGUUCAGCUGGGGGGUCCGUGCGUACAUCACCUGGACCACGCUGUCCAUCUUCAUCAUCCCCGUGGCCAUCCUCAUCCUGUGCUAUAGCCUGAUCUGCUAUGAGAUCUGCAAGAACCUCAGGUGCAAGAUCCAGACCCAGAUGUCUUCGGCCAAGGGCGACGGCUGCCAGAACGGGCUGGUGAUGACCUCCAGAGUGAGCAGCGUGAGGACCAUCUCCCGAGCCAAGAUCCGGACAGUCAAGAUGACCUUCGUCAUUGUCCUUGCCUACAUAGCCUGCUGGGCCCCCUUCUUUAGCGUCCAGAUGUGGUCCGUUUGGGAUGACAACUCUCCCAAAGAAGAUUCUUCGGACUUUGCCUUCACCAUCACCAUGCUCCUGGCCAGCCUGAGCAGCUGCUGUAACCCCUGGAUCUACAUGUUCUUCAGCGGACCCCUGCUGCACGACCUCACCAAGUACCCCUGCUGCCGGCGGCUCAGACCCAGCCUGAAAAGACAGGGCUCCGCUGGAAGCCUUAGCAGCCGAAGAAACACAACCAUGACCAAAGCCAGGCACCGUUGCGUGAACAGCAACGGCAGAGCUGACGCGAAGAGGGGGCACCUUCUGCAGAACUUCAAAGAGUUCGAUCCCCCCUACGACGACACAGUCACCGAAUCCAGCGUGCUUUAA